AUGAUGACAGCAAUGUCGGUAACAGCUAGACCCCAGGACUCGGUGACUUUUGAGGAUGUAGCUGUGUACUUCACUGAGAAGGAGUGGUUCAGUCUGGCGCCUGCUCAGAAGGCCUUGUACAGGGAUGUGAUGCUGGAGAACUAUGAGUCUGUGGUCUUCCUAGCAUCCACUUCCCACAAACCAGCUCUGAUCUCUCAGCUGGAGCAAGGGAAGGAACCAUGCUUCUCUCAGCCACAGGGAGCCUUAAGCAGGAGGAACAGGAGAGCAGGCGCUAAAGGAUAUCUCCCGAAACUGAGACGAUUAGCCUACUUAACUAAAAUAAUAACACGUGCAAUAAAGUUGAAAUUUCCUCAGAAUCGCCAGUUCUGGGAAGAUCGAAGAAAGGGCUAA
Messenger RNA from Condylura cristata (star-nosed mole), 390 nucleotides. RefSeq names its product KRAB box domain containing 1 (gene KRABD1). NCBI's taxonomy places the organism in Eukaryota, Metazoa, Chordata, Mammalia, Eulipotyphla, Talpidae. The transcript is spliced from 4 exons. Bases 1 to 390 code for a protein of 129 amino acids. The record is from RefSeq and is a predicted model, not a curated record. Gene Ontology annotation, biological process: regulation of DNA-templated transcription.